AGUGUGGAGUUUGAUUUCAAUCAAUACAUCAGUGGGCAAACACUUGCUCUUUGCGGCUUUUCUGUUUUUAUCGGGGUUUCGAUUGAACAAGUAAGAUGGGGAUUGUGCUCCGGAUAGUCGUCUUGUGUGUCGUAAUUGCUGCUGUUGUGCAAUGUGAAUAUCCUUCCGAGGAUGCGAGGAUUACGCUGAGGAAAUUGCGGCAAUUACCACCGAUUCCAGAAUGGCCACCAGGUACGGAGAGUCCGGAUAAUCCGAUUGAUCCAGAAGUUGAUGGAGGAGUCAUUCCGGAUUGGCCACCAACAUCAGAACCACCACCCACCGAUAAUGCAGCUAACGAUUCCUCAGCAGCAUGGAUGGUCACGGCUAUUGUAUUUAUUGUUCUCUUCGUGAUUGCAGUGGGAAUCUGCAUUUACAUGUUUGCUACCCUCCCACCUCGUUACAGCAACAACAAGACGUUCACAUUGCCUAGGGUUAACACUCCAGCGCACUAAAAACUGAAGGUCCCAGCCUUUCCAGUUUAUCUUAAUUUUACGUUUUUUCGUACCAUAGAAUUUUUUAUUAAGAAUUGUAAAAUGAUUCUAAAAAGAAAUUUAAGAUAUUUUAAUGUUUUCAUUGUUCAAAUUAAUUCAUUCAUCAUCAAUAAUAUUGAUUUAUGCAUAAAUUUUUGAUUUUUUUUAAAAAUAAUUUUUAUUUUCCUCCGACAUUUUGUGCCAUUGAUAAAACUCAAUCAUUUUUUUUCCACAAAUAAUCUGAUGAGCUACCAAAAUUAAUGAUCACCUAUUUUAAGUAAGAAAAAUCAGUCAAAUUAAGAUUAAAAUCAACAAUAAUUUGUAAAA
Lutzomyia longipalpis is the source of this 836-nucleotide messenger RNA. RefSeq lists its product as uncharacterized. NCBI's taxonomy places the organism in Eukaryota, Metazoa, Arthropoda, Insecta, Diptera, Psychodidae. Bases 96 to 491 code for a protein of 131 amino acids. The record is from RefSeq and is a predicted model, not a curated record. The transcript is spliced from 2 exons.